This is a messenger RNA of Nanorana parkeri, 634 nucleotides long. It is a transcript of the gene ATP6V0E1, whose product is annotated as ATPase H+ transporting V0 subunit e1. Lineage: Eukaryota; Metazoa; Chordata; Amphibia; Anura; Dicroglossidae. The record is from RefSeq and is a predicted model, not a curated record. Gene Ontology annotation, molecular function: proton-transporting ATPase activity, rotational mechanism. Bases 33 to 278 code for a protein of 81 amino acids. Gene Ontology annotation, biological process: proton transmembrane transport. The transcript is spliced from 4 exons. Gene Ontology annotation, cellular component: proton-transporting V-type ATPase, V0 domain.
CGGAGGUGUUCGAGUUCGGGACUGACUUCAUCAUGGCGUACCCUGGGCUGCUCAUCCCCGUCAUCGUCAUGACCGUCUUCUGGGGCUUUGUGGGCGGUGUGCUGCCGUGGUUAAUCCCUAAGGGACCAAACAGAGGGGUCAUUAAUACAAUGCUGGUAACGUGUGCAGUUUGCUGCUAUUUGUUCUGGCUCAUUGCUAUAUUGGCUCAGUUGAAUCCUUUGUUUGGACCACAGCUGAAUUCAGAAGUCAUUGCUUACUUGAAAAACCAUUGGCCUUAAAUAUGUUCCAGGGGAAUGAAGCAUGGAAGACUUGCCUUAAUGUUCUUUCUUCUUCACUAAAUUUGCCUUAACCCUUGUAUUUAAUGACCUGUUACCCAUUCCUCACAAGUGACGCAGUGUUUCUUCUCUGAUGCUCUGAGUUCCUUCAUCUCACUCCAGGGGAGUCAUUGCUUAUGAACAUUUUAUAUGCAACUGUUUCCUGUCAAGCUUCAUUUUGUCACCAGAUUGUAGAUCUUUUCCUGCACAUAUUGCAGCAGAGACGGGAUGAAGCUUGUAUUUUAUUUCUUUGAUUUGGCCUUUUCUACAUCUUUGUAAUUGGAGUAUUUCCAGUCGGUCCCUCAACACUGGAGAUCUUC